This is a messenger RNA of Carya illinoinensis, 4900 nucleotides long. RefSeq lists its product as uncharacterized. The record is from RefSeq and is a predicted model, not a curated record. Lineage: Eukaryota; Viridiplantae; Streptophyta; Magnoliopsida; Fagales; Juglandaceae. The transcript has 22 exons. Bases 251 to 4621 code for a protein of 1456 amino acids.
GCUCUCCUCCCACCGAACGUUCUUGCCUCUCUCUCUCUCUCUCUCUCUCUCUCGUGCUCAGGCGAUUUCUAGGGUUUUCGCUUUCCGGUUGGUGACGACUGUCGAGGACAUAAACAAAUUGAUACGGAAAUUUAGACUUAUUCCGUCCAUGGUGGUAUCCACGGCUCCUUCCUGUGGGUUUCCCGUGCUAUUAACACUAAUACCAAAUUCCAUCCUUCCGUUGUAAUGAUUCUGUUCUGUUCACCGGUGGAUGGCUCGUUUGCGCUGUUGUAUUUCCCAUUUCGUUAUUCUCUUCACUCUUAUACCCCUUGCCACAAACCCUAUCCUAGCAUCCACAAACAACAACUCCGACGGUGGUGAUUUCUCCAUUGUCGAUUUUGAUUCCAAUCUCUUCCACCAGGAUUACUCCCCCCCGGCCCCACCGCCACCACCACCUCACCCGCCGUCAGUUUCUUGCGCCGAUGACCUCGGUGGAAACGGCUCCCUCGACACCACGUGUCAGAUAGUAAGCGAUUUGAAUCUCACCCGCGACGUGUACAUAGCUGGGAAGGGCAAUUUUUACGUCCUACCGGGGGUGAAAUUCCAUUGUCCAAGUCCUGGUUGUGCAAUAACGAUCAACAUUACCGGUACUUUUAGUUUAGGCAUCAAUUCGUCAAUUGUGACCGGAGCUUUCGAGCUCGGGGCGCAUAACGCGAGCUUCCUUAAUGGUUCGGUGGUGAACACGACGGGGUUGGCGGGCAAUCCGCCACCAGAGACCAGCGGAACGCCACAGGGGGUAAGCGGAGCGGGUGGGGGACACGGCGGCAGGGGUGCAUGUUGUUUGGUAGACGAGACGAAGCUCCCGGAGGACGUGUGGGGCGGAGACGCGUACUCGUGGUCCUCGCUGCAGAAGCCGACUAGUUACGGGAGCAGGGGUGGGACGACGAGCAAGGAGGCGGACUAUGGUGGGCUAGGCGGUGGGCGGGUCAAGAUGGAGAUUUUGGGGCAUGUUGUGGUGGAGGGGAGUAUUUUAGCGGAUGGAGGUGAUGGAGGGACGAAAGGUGGAGGUGGCUCUGGCGGCAGCAUCCUCAUCAAGGCGUAUAGAAUGACUGGCAGUGGCAGGAUAAGUGCCUGUGGAGGUAAUGGUUAUGGCGGUGGUGGCGGAGGAAGAGUUUCAGUUGAUGUUUUCAGCCGGCAUUAUGAUCCGAAACUUUUUGUGCAUGGAGGAAGUAGUUUUGGCUGUCUGGAGAAUGCAGGUGCUGCUGGGACUUUGUAUGAUGCUCUUCUCCGGAGCCUUAUUGUCAACAAUCAUAACAUAUCAACAAAUACGGAGACACUUCUUUUGGAGUUUCCCAAUUUACCCCUUUGGACUAAUGUUUAUAUUCAAAAUAAUGCCAGGGCUACCGUUCCAUUGCUUUGGAGUCGUGUCCAGGUUCAAGGACAGAUAAGUCUGUUGCGUGGUGGAGUGUUGAGCUUUGGGCUUGCACAUUAUGCUUCAUCUGAGUUUGAGUUAUUGGCAGAAGAACUGUUGAUGAGUGAUUCUGUGAUCAAGGUGUAUGGGGCUCUACGCAUGUCUGUGAAAAUAUUCUUGAUGUGGAAUUCCACAAUGUUCAUAGACGGUGGCGAUGAUGCAACACUGGCCACAUCUUUGCUUGAGGCUAGUAAUUUAAUCGUUCUCAAGGAAUCGUCUGUCAUACAUUCUAAUGCAAAUCUAGGAGUUCAUGGACAAGGUCUGCUGAAUUUAUCAGGACGAGGGGAUUGGAUUGAAGCACAACGACUGGUUCUAUCGCUAUUUUACAGUAUUCAUGUUGGACCUGGAUCUGGUUUGCGUGGUCCCUUAGAGAAUGCAACAACUGAUGCUGUGGUACCGAGACUCCAUUGUGAAAACCAAGAUUGUCCUGUUGAACUGCUUCAACCCCCCGAAGACUGCAAUAUGAACUCAUCAUUGUCCUUCACUCUUCAGAUCUGUCGAGUUGAGGAUAUAUCUGUUGAAGGCCUGAUAAAAGGAUCUGUUGUUCAUUUCCAUAGAGCAAGAACUAUUAAUGUGCAGUCUUCUGGAAUGAUUAGCGCAUCUGGGAUGGGCUGCACUGGUGGUGUGGGCAGAGGACAUGUUCUGAGCAAUGGUAUCGGCAGUGGUGGUGGGCAUGGUGGUAAAGGUGGGGCGGGUUGCCACGAUGGUCAUUGUGUUGAGGGUGGUAUCACAUAUGGUAAUGCAGAUUGGCCUUGUGAACUUGGUAGUGGAAGUGGAGAUGAGAGCUCAGCUGGUUCUACUGCAGGUGGUGGUGUCAUAGUAAUGGGUUCAUUGGAGCAUCCUUUAUCAAGUUUGUCCAUUGAAGGCUCGGUGAUUGCAGAUGGAGAAAGUUUUAAAGGAACAAGGGGAAAGGUAAAUUUUGCUAUUGCAAAUGGUUCAAAUGGAGGCCCUGGAGGAGGGUCUGGUGGAACAAUACUUAUGUUUUUGCAUACACUAGAACUUGAUGAGUCUGCUAUUCUUUCGAGUGUUGGAGGGUCUGGUGGUCCCAUUGGGGGUGGAGGAGGUGGGGGUGGAAGGAUUCACUUUCAUUGGUCUGAGAUUCCUACUGGUGAUGUAUACCAGCCCAUUGCUACGGUGAAAGGUAGCAUCCAUGCAAGGGGAGGGGUUGGUAGAGAUGAAGGUCGUGGUGGAGAAAAUGGGACGGUGACCAGUAAAGCUUGCCCUAAAGGACUCUAUGGUAUUUUUUGUGAGGAAUGCCCCGCCGGCACAUAUAAGAAUGUUACUGGAUCUGAUAGAGCACUUUGUCAACGUUGUCCUGAUCAAGAGCUUCCCCAUCGUGCUGUUUACAUUGCUGUCCGAGGAGGUGUAGCUGAAACUCCUUGUCCUUAUAGAUGCAUCUCAGACAGAUAUCACAUGCCACACUGUUAUACGGCUCUUGAAGAGUUGAUUUAUACAUUUGGUGGACCUUGGUUAUUUGGUCUUUUUCUUAUGGGUCUCCUCAUUCUGUUAGCACUGGUGCUUAGUGUUGCAAGAAUGAAAUUUUUUGGGGUUGAUGAAUCACCAGGACCGGCUCCCACUCAACAUGGCUCUCAAAUAGAUCACUCCUUCCCUUUUCUAGAGUCUCUGAAUGAGGUUCUGGAAACAAACAGAGCUGAAGAGUCCCAGAGUCAUGUGCAUCGAAUGUAUUUCAUGGGUCCAAAUACUUUCAGUGAACCUUGGCAUCUCCCUCACAGACCUCCAGUACAAAUAAAAGAGAUUGUAUAUGAGGGUGCAUUCAAUGCGUUUGUGGAUGAGAUUAAUGCUAUAGCUGCAUAUGAAUGGUGGGAGGGAGCAAUAUACAACAUUCUUUCUGUCCUUGCAUAUCCCCUUGCAUGGUCAUGGCAACAUUGGCGUCGGAGAUUGAAGUUGCAGCGCUUGCGUGAAUUCGUUAGAUCAGAGUAUGAUCAUGCUUGCUUACGUUCUUGCCGUUCACGUGCUCUCUAUGAAGGGAUUAAGGUAGCUGCUACUUCUGAUUUAAUGCUAGCAUACGUGGAUUUCUUCCUUGGUGGGGAUGAAAAGAGAACUGAUCUUCCUCCUCGCUUGCAUCAAAGACUUCCAAUAUCAUUACCGUUUGGAGGCGAUGGAAGUUACAUGGCUCCUUUCUCACUACACAGCGAUAACAUUCUCACGAGCCUUAUGAGCCAGUCAGUCCCACCUACCACAUGGUAUCGAUUAGUGGCUGGUUUGAAUGCACAAUUGCGCUUAGUUCGUCGUGGAUGGAUAAGAGUAACAUUUCGACCUGUUCUCAGAUGGCUUGAAACUCAUGCCAAUCCUGCAUUGAGGAGCCAUGGCAUUCGUGUUGAUCUUGCUUGGUUUCAAGCUACAGCUUGUGGCUAUUUCCAGUAUGGACUUUUGGUGCAUGCCGUUGAAGAAGAAAAUGACUCUGCUCCAUUUGGAAACCUUGGUGGUGCUAUUCAAACUGAGCAACAUUCACGUCUGAAAAGCACUUACAGGGAAAAUGCAUCCAGUCAUCUCAGAGAAGAAUCACACUUAAACCGUGCACACAGAACCAGGGAAAGUUUAAUGAGACGGAAAAGGACGUAUGGCAUCAUUAUAGACUCUAACAGCUUACAAGUAGUUGAGGAAAGGAGAGAGAUAUCUUAUCUUCUCUCUUUUAUGCUUCAUAAUACUAAACCUGUUGGCCACCAGGAUCUCGUUGGCUUGGUUAUCUCUAUGCUUCUUUUAGGAGAUUUUAGCCUAGUACUGCUUACUUUGCUCCAAUUGUAUUCAUAUUCACUGGGAGAUGUCUUCCUGGUUUUGUUUGUUCUCCCUCUCGGUGUUCUCCUCCCAUUUCCUGCUGGAAUCAAUGCUCUAUUCAGUCAUGGACCUAGGCGAUCUGCAGGCCUUGCACGAGUCUAUGCAUUGUGGAAUAUUACGUCCUUGAUUAAUGUUGUGGUUGCAUUUCUUUGUGGAUAUGUCCACUAUAGCACUCGAUCAUCACCUAGUAGAAAACAACCCAACUUUCAGCCAUGGAAUAUUAGCAUGGAUGAAAGUGAAUGGUGGAUUUUUCCGGCUGGACUGGUUUUAUGUAAAUUAUUGCAAUCCCGACUUAUCAAUUGGCAUGUGGCAAAUCAGGAGAUCCAAGACCGUUCAUUGUAUAGCAACGAUUUUGAACUGUUCUGGCGGUCAUAAUUAUAGUUUUUAAAGAAGGUGGUGUCUCCGCAUUAACAUGUUUUUUUUUUGUCGUCGGCAUUUUUUUUUAGAGUCGGUGAACGAUUGACAUAUAGAUUAGAGUCCUUGAGAAAGAAAAAGAAAAAGAAAAUAGAGAGAGAGAGAGAGAGAGAGAGAGAGAGAGAGAGAGAGAGAGAGAGAUUAUUGUAAUCCCUUUUGAACAAACAAAGCGAGCAUACAUGUGAAAUUAUUUAGUGCAGUCUUUAUUCCUACAGGGAAAAAUCUAGUGUAGUGUACCCA